Lineus longissimus is the source of this 4305-nucleotide messenger RNA. Its product is annotated as prominin-1-like. The transcript is spliced from 26 exons. The record is from RefSeq and is a predicted model, not a curated record. Gene Ontology annotation, cellular component: membrane. NCBI's taxonomy places the organism in Eukaryota, Metazoa, Nemertea, Pilidiophora, Heteronemertea, Lineidae. Bases 221 to 2818 code for a protein of 865 amino acids.
UGUGUUUGAGGACACCAGAGGAGCUUCGACGAGCAGUGAGUGAGGAGUGAUAUUUUCCGUCAUCUGAGCUAAAAUACCAUUCCUAGUGGAAAAAGGGAACUUUUUAGAUCUUUAAUUUUUAGGACUGACACCAAGCCAUAGCCUUGAACGAGGUUGGAUUUGGUGAUUAUCCGUUUCAACAACUGGAUUUCUGAAAUUCAGGGAGCGGAUUGUGUCAAAAAUGGAACAUUUUUACCCGCUAGUGUUCAUCCUGACAUUUAUUGCUGUUGCAUAUGGCGGGACAGUGACACCAGCGAUCGUCGAAGAUCAAAAGGGAAAUGUUGCUGACAGUUCAAGCAACAUCACCUGGGGGCCGUUGCCCCAGGGUAAGCCAUAUGCAUCAAACGACCCCGUUGAUUAUGGUGGACUGGCGCCGCUUUAUAAAAUGAUGAAGACGUUCCUAGAUGUCGUGCAGCCUAAUGAGUUCCCCUAUGAUAUGAUAGCAAAAGUGAUUGGCGGGGACAUGUCUGCCCUCAAUGACCCGAUGUCGCUGGUGAUGUACGGUAUCGGUUUCGGAAUCUGUUUUGCUAUUGGUAUACUCUUCGUCAUCAUCAUGCCGAUCGUCGGAUGCUGUUUCUGCUGCUGUCGUCUCUGCGGUAAUUGUGGCGGGAAGAAAAUACACAAGCCAGAAAAUAUCAGCAAUUGUCAUCGAAUUGCGUUUACAGUUCUUGGGUUUGUGAUGGCGACUUUCAUCAUGAUUCCUGCUGCCUGCUCAUUAGUGGCCAACAAUCAAACCACAAAGACUCUGAAUAAUGUGGGAACAGUGGCUGUGAACAAUAUCAACGAUUUGGAGACUUUCCUGGGCAAUGUGAUCUUGGAAGUCAAUCAUGCCUCUCUGACAAACUACAACUUCACUGCAAGCGUCCUCAAGCGAGACUUGGACAAUAUCGGCGUGAUUCUCGGCGAGAAACUUCGAGAUGAAAUGAUAAAGAAGUUUAAGAUUGAUGUCAUGUUCCAGAAGAUUAUUGCCCUCGAUACCUCAAUGCAAAAGCUGAAUGGCGCCUUCAAUUCGGCUGCUACCCAACAAACAGCAUUCAAAACUGCAUCGGAUGACUUGAAGGCAAAGUUAGAUACUGAGCGAGGCAAAGUCGUUGCCACACAGGGUGUAACGGGUUGUUCAGGCGUAGUAUCAUGCAAUACCUAUCCGACAGCUACAUUGGAUAUUGACUCGAACCCUGCUUUGAUACCAAACAUAGAUACCACAGAUAUAAACGCUGCUGCAUCAAAGAAUCUCACAGAUGAGUUUGAAAAAUCAACAAAGAGUUUCUAUGAUAUCCCAACAACGAUUCAGACUGAUACAGCUACAGUGAGAGCGGACGCAAUCCAAAAAAUUGAUUCCUUUUACUCGACCAUCAACAAUGCGAUGAAGCAGGUCAGCGGACUCACAAACAACUUGGGUGUGCUGACUGACGCAAAGAAAAUGAUUACGGAAUACACUGGUCAGAUUGGGCCAUAUGACAAGUACCGAUGGUAUGGUGGCAUAGGCCUUGGUUGCCUUCUCAUCAUGAUUGCGGGGUUCCAGUACAUCGGAUGCAUAAUUGGGGCUGUCACGUACAGACCAAAGGUGGAUCCAACUGAGAGAAGCUGCUGUAAUCAGACUGGUGCAAACUUUCUUAUGGCAUCUGUUGGAUUCGCUUUCAUCUUCUCCUGGCUGCUAAUGCUGCUCACCAGUCUGACCUUCAUCGUAGGAGGAAACCUACAGAAGCUGAUGUGCGAGCCCCUCCUUGAUCCAAAUUUUAAAAUUUUUAAGACACUGAUUGAUAAACCAAACGGCAUACUUGGUGACGGAUAUUUCCUCUCUGGCAUGAUCCUUGGAGACAAUAAAAUCAAUUUGACAAUUUCUGGAGUUUUAAGUGAUUGCAAGAACCAUAAAUCGGCUUGGAAAGCUCUGAAGCUAAAUAACUUGAUUGACCUCAGUUCGGCCACUGAUUACAAAAGUCAAUUUAAUAUCGAAGAUGAUCUUAAAAAUAACAACAAUAUUGAUCUGUCGGGCGUAACAACAGUGACAGGUGAUCUCAUGACAACCUUGGACAAAUUAAAACAAUCUCUGAAUGCUGACUUCACUUUGAUGAUUGCAGAGCUUUCCAAGGAUUCGGUCAAGACACCCCUCACUCCUUAUGCUGAUGGCUUGAUUAGUGAGGCGGGGAAAGCAGGAGUAACAGGAACUACUGCUGAGGGAGAACUGAGAGCAGAAGCAGCAACUAUUAAAGCCCUUGAUGGAACAGAGGUCCAAACUACAGACACAGCAAGAGUAGCCUUCAAUGCUUCUCUCACCACAAUUCAAACAGAUAAGUUGCAGGUUCAGCUUGAUAUCGAUGCUGUUAACACUUCACUGAUUGAUCUACAAUCCUACCUACAGAACAAUGCAAGUACGCUUGUCACCACGGAAGUCGUUGUUUACGCACAGAGGUUACUUGGCAUCCUGGAAUCGUUUGUGAACGAGACAUUGUCGGCGGUGGAGAACAAAGUUGGUAUUUGUACUCCUCUCUGGAAUUUUUAUGACUCGAUCGUCGGCACUUUAGUGUGCGGGUCGAUUGUCGAUACGGUGAACGGCCUCUGGUUUUGUCUUGGGUGGGCGACCAUUUUUUUCAUCCCCAGCAUUAUUAUCUCUGUGAAGCUGUACAAGUACCUGAGGGUAUGCAGACCAAUCGACCCAGAUCUUGAUAAAAAGGGGAAGAAAGGAAAGAAGAAGAAAGGCAUGGCUAAGUACAUACGUGGUGAUAGUCCUGUUUCGCCAUCACUCAAUAGAAACCGGGUUGCACCGCAGGAAAGAUACUGAUAAUUGCAAACACUCCGCUGACGCACUUCGACGGACCAUCUGAACUUAAUCACCAUGAUGACAGAACAAAUCCUGAAGAUGUGUCGUAUCGCGAUGAUGAUCUGUCCACUUUAGUCCAUCCACUUUAGAAGUUUUCCAAGGAAUAGGGAUUUUCCUUGGAAUAGCAUACUGUAAAAUGUUAGAUUUUCCUUUACAUCUGUAAAUUCAGUACCGGUUAUCUUUGUCCAUAUUUGCGUCAGUACAACAAUCUUGUUAUAGUGCAAUAAACUGCUGAUGUAAUCAGUAUUUACUAGCUCUGUCAGUUGUUAAAUGAAAAGGAUAGAAUACUCCAUCAUUUUAUGAUGUACUUUGUAAUGAUCACAUGUAUUAUCGCUACUUUCUGCUAGAAAGCCUUAUGUGAUAUUGUUAAAUGCUUCAAAUUUUUAAGGCCAAACUCAUAUAAUAAUAGGGCUUCUCAGCUUGUAACUGUAAAGUGUCUUUCUGCUUGAAACUGUGAUCUGGUAAAUGUUUCAAAUUUCUAAGGCCAAACUCGUAUUUAAUCUAAGACUUAGCGACUCAAGAAUCUUCACUUGGAAGAGUUGAAAACAUGGUAAGCACCAAAUCCUAGAUUUGAGUAAACCAUACCAUUGCUUUGCCCUCGACUUAUGCAUCCUACAAAUUUCUUAACAUUCAGGUCAUCAGUAACAAUUUUAUGAUAAAAAACAACCAUAAAUUUACUGAUGCCUUUUCAAAAUGAUUCCCAACAAAUGGAUAGAAUUUUGUAACUGUGUUUAGACCAUAGUAAUGUUGCCCCCCCCCCGGGUCUCAAAAUAUGUAGACUAGUAUGUACAUGUAGUUUUGUAAUGAAACUCUUCACUUUCACAUAUCUUUCUCUCAAUUAGUAAUGUUUUCUGCUCACAUGAUUUAAGGUAGGAUCACUUGGAAUAUGUUUACUCGAGAUUUGCUAACCUGGUGAUCAAGUCAUUAAAGUAUUCGACAGCCAAACCAACCUAUGUAAUGUAUUUUUUGCUAUUUUCUCAUAACAAGGAAACUUCAGAUAAGUCAUUUUGGCUCUGGCCCCUUCAACUAUAAUGGACCUGUUUGGGGUUUAUGGACUGUAGAGAUCUGAUGUAAACCUGGUUCAGUCUGUAGACGAUGCCCAUGAUGAUACUGACAAAUGUCCGUUGUUUGUAACAGUGGUGUCCGAAUCUCGUGUGGGUACUAAAAGGACUAUUAUUUCAUUUGCAUAAAUUUGAUGCCAUCUUUUGAAACUGCUCCGAUGUGUUCAGAAAUUUGAACGCACAUAUUUUUCUAUAGAUACGAGUCUAUACAUAAUUAUGUACUAUACAAAUAUUUAAAAUGAUUAUCAUUUCCCUUGCAUAAAAUUGUUGCCCAAUCUUGAAACCGGUUGCAGAUGUGUUCAGAAUUAUUUUCUACACCCAGUAUGUGAUGUACACGUUUUUUGUUGCUAAACGACUAAAAAUAAUCAUGCUUUUGAUCAAAAGUCA